Molecule: messenger RNA, 3495 nt
Organism: Paramecium tetraurelia
Lineage: Eukaryota; Ciliophora; Oligohymenophorea; Peniculida; Parameciidae
Exons: 2
Molecular function (GO): calcium ion binding
Source: RefSeq, a predicted model, not a curated record
AUGAAAGAUCAUACUAUUUCGUUGAAGUCUUUAAAUAAUAGAACUAUGACAUCGAUGAGAACCAGGACCAGAGAUAUAUCACAUCUGAUUGAUAGUCAAUACAGUCAUCGUUUCCAAGAACAAAUUAAAUAGAAGUAAGUACUUGGCGAACUUCAUUUAUAAUAAUAUGUCUAGCAAUAGAGGAUUAGAAAAUAAAACCAAGCCUAUCUUGGUAAUUAGUUGAGAGUCAAAACUGAGGAGAAGCUUGAGCAGUUAACAGAAUAAGUCAACGAAAACCAAAUUCUACCAAUGUUAGAAUAAAUCUCAGAACUUAAUUUCGAACAAAUCACAUAGGGGUUGUCUUAAGAAAAGGAUCGUAGCAUCAUAAUUACUUCUCUAAGACAAUCAUUAUAAAAAGCAAUCAAUUGCACUCCCAGUUUGGCUUCACUCAAAUAAUAAUCCAGUAGUUUCUUUUCAGCCUAACCAACUGGUAGACGAGAUGCAGUCGUGCUUAAAUAAUGGUUUGUAAACUUCAUCGAUACCAUCCACCAAUCCAAUAAGGAUUUCAAAGAUAAACUCAUUUCUUUGUCUGAAGCUCUACAUCUAUGUUUAUUAGAGAUCAUUCGAUAGGUUUCUUACCAAUGUGCUGAAAGAGGACAACUCCUUCAUUCAUUAGUUAAAGGAUAUAUUUUAGUGUUUCAUAAACAUUUCAUGAUAAAAGAAUAAGAAUAAAGAACACUCAAAUUCUAAUUGUUUGAAAAAGAUAUUUUUGAAGCCAAAGAAAAGGAGGAAAUAGAAAAUCGGUCAAGAGUCUAAAUUAGCAUCUUAACACAAGAAUUGGAUCAAUUAAAAUAUAAAGAAAAUAUGAUUAACUCAGAACGUAUAAGUUAUUAAUAAACUAUCAAAAAACUAUAGAAUAAAAUUAAUUUAUAGGAAACAAUAUCAAAGAGUGCAGCGAAUAUGAUAGGCAAUCUACAAAGGGAGAUAGAUUAAUUGAAGCAUCAGUUAUCCAAGAAGAAUCAAAACAAACAUUCUUCUAUUAAUAAAUCAGAGGAUGCUAUAGAGGAACAAGAUCUAUCGCUAUCUUAAGUGCUUAAGGAGAUGAAUCAACAGACAAAAUUUGAAUAAAAUUAAGAUAUGAUUGUUAAAGAUGUGAUUGAAGAACUGCCUGUUGUUUCUCAUAGUGUUGGUGUGUAAACAUUCUAAAAAUGUCUGUGUGUUCUUGAAACUCAAACUGAUCUAUAAUUGAUGUCUCCUUAAUAUGAUAAAUUUUUAUCCACCUAGGAGAUAGAAAAUACAUACAGAGAAUUCGAACUAAAACAACAAUUAGAAUAAUAGAGUUGGUUGGAUGGGCUAUGCGAUUAGAUGAACAUGCAUCAAGAUGAGCCUUCAAUUCAUGAUUAUGAAAAUAGGGGAGUUAACAAAAUAGAUUUAAUAUACGAGGUGCCAGAAAAUGAUGAAGGGUCACCUGAUGUAAUGAACAAAAGAAAGCAGGAUUAUAUUUAGGAACGAAGAUUUUAAAUUGAAAGAUCGGAAACAUCUGAAAAGUUGAUUAGAGAAUUUGAUAAAUAGAGUUCAGAUAGGUUAUUAAAUAUAAAAUAAGUAUAAUAAGGAACUAGUUCUAAUAAUACUUAAUAGAAUUCUUAAUAAUCUUCAUAAAAAGCAAUUAAAUUAUCUCCAUAAGCUAAUCCUUAAGUCACUUAAACAAAUGCUUGUAAAAGCGACACAGCUAAAUAAAUCUAAAAGCAAUAAAUUCAAUAACAAUAAUAGCAAAGUAAUUAGUAAUUGGGGUCAUAAAGAUAUUUUCCAGCCAAUGAAAAUCUAGAAAAGAAGAAUGAAAAAGAUAAGUAGGGGUAAAAGAAAAAGAAGAUGAGUGCAUCCUAGCAACUUUAAUAAUAACCAAAAUAGCAUGAACAAACUUCAUCUCAGAAUAAUACUCAAAUAAUUGAAGUCAAUGAAAAAACUGAUUCUAUAUAACCCAAUUUAUCAAAGUAAUAAACUACUAUGUUGAUGCUUCUUUAUCAGAUACAAAAGUAGAAAGCUUAAAAUGCAACAGCUAGAAUGAAUGAAACAAAUGAACUCUUAACACAGGUGUUACUAUUUGCAAGAAAAUUGACUCUUCAUAUCUUAAAAACUUAAUUCAAGACGCAUACCUAAAUAGCAGAAGAGUUCUUAUUUGAAUUUGAAUCAUUCAGAAAGAAAAUUUAGAAUGACAAGGAAAUUUUGGAAGAAGAGUAUGUUUUGGAUGAAGAAAAAGAAAAGGAGGAGAAAAAGCAGGAGGCUCUGAAAAGAAGGAAAGGUAAGAUAUAGAGAGCAUUAAGAAUGAAUUUCGCUACAAGAUAAAUGAAAUAGUUACCAACAAUAGAUAGGUUGACGCAUCCUGGUGUGUUAUUAGCAAUUAAAGCAAGAGAGCAAUCUCAUUUGUUCAAGAAGGUUGUUGCGUAUUGGCCAGUUAAGAACGUCUUAAGAACUAUAAGUCAAAUAUAUUUAGAAAAAACAUCCUUUGGAGGAGAAGCUGAUAUGUAGAUCUUCGUUUUCAAUUUCUUCCUUAACAAAUAUGGGUUUAAACAUGUUGCUGAAAAAAAAUACUUAUAAUUUUUGUUAUCCGUAAUUCACUUUUGUUAAAUCUUUCGAGUGAAUGUAUUCGCUAGAUUAUUAUGUCUUUUGCAUGAUGAACAUCUGAAUUUCAAUCAAGAAGAAUCAGCUUUCAUGAUAUCAGGAUUGGAAUAUAUACACAGUCAAACAAGUCUAGGUGUUAAUAUUGUACAAGGAGAUAGUGAGUCUAAAUUUUAUGUUCCUUAUUUGAGAGCUUUAGAUUAUAUAAAAAUACAUUUAGAGAAUAAGUUAACUGAGGAUGAAAUUAAAGAACUUAGAAAUGAUUUAGAUAAUCUUAAGGAAAGUGAUUCAAAAAAUAAAUCAGGCGUUGUUGAUCUAGAUUAAUUUAUGUCAAAGGUUAUCGAUAAAUAUAGAAAUGUAACUCAUCGAACUAAGUUAUUUGUGAUUCAUGCAUUUCAAGCUGCUGAUUUGGAUGGUAACAAAAAGAUUAAUCAUAAUGAAUUUUUAACUUUGUUCAGACACAUUGAAUUCGAGAAAUUUAAUUUCUAAGAAGCAUUAGAUUUAUUUGAAGAAGAAGCGGAUAUUAUUCACUAAGGUGAAAAGAAUUUAUCAUUUAAUCGUUUCACUUCAGUUUGUGUCAAUUAGUAGAUCUUUACUGAAAAUUCUCUCAAUGAUUUUAUUGGUAAGGAGGCUAAUAUGGAAUAGAUAUUUGAUAAUUUAGUGAAAACGUGGAGCUAAUAUAAGCUUGAAGUUUAAGGUUUGCUAACUCAACUAUAACCAUUUGUGACAUCCGAAAUUUAUUAAGAAUGGGUCAAUAUAUUGUUCAUUCUAGAAAAAAGGAUUCUCAAUUAGAAACCCGAUUACCAGAAUGUUAGGCCCAUCUUAAUAGCACACAAGAUAUUAAAGUUGGAGCUGACAAGAUUGUUAGAUGAGGAUGAAUAAAAUUAGAAUAAAGAUUGA